Messenger RNA from Hippopotamus amphibius kiboko, 5254 nucleotides. RefSeq names its product inversin (gene INVS). The record is from RefSeq and is a predicted model, not a curated record. The coding region runs from base 225 to 3503 and encodes 1092 amino acids. Gene Ontology annotation, molecular function: protein binding. NCBI's taxonomy places the organism in Eukaryota, Metazoa, Chordata, Mammalia, Artiodactyla, Hippopotamidae. The transcript has 18 exons.
AGGACGGGAACUACAAUUCCCAGAGGGCUGUGCAGUCGAGAGCCUCGGGCGGCCUUCCGAGGGGUUUCGCUAGUCUCUGCGCGGUGGGCUCUGUCCCAGCCGGAUGUAGUGGCCUGGCCUGGCCUGGCAGGAGGGGCGGCCCAGCGGGGGUCGUGCCUCCUGGAGCCGUCCCCAGGACGUGAGUCCUGGAGGAGGCGAGGGUUGUUCCAGUUGUUGAGAAGACUAUGAACAGGUCAGAGAACUUGUUCUUUCCUGGUUCCUCAUUAGCAUCCCAAGUCCAUGCUGCUGCUAUUAAUGGAGAUAAGGGUGCUCUUCACAAGCUUAUCAUAGAGAAAAAGGCCCAAUAUGGAGGUUCUAGAAGAACUUCUAGAGAAGUUCUAGAGAAUAAAGUGAAUAGGAGAAAGACAGCAGGAAACUCUGCCCUUAAAGACAAAGAAGAUCAAUUUGGGAGAACACCGCUUAUGUAUUGUGUGUUGGCUGACAGACUGGAUUGUGCAGAUACUCUGCUGAAGGCAGGAGCAGACGUUAAUAAAACUGACCAUAGCCAGAGAACAGCCCUCCAUCUUGCAGCUCAAAAGGGAAAUUAUCGUUUCAUGAAACUCUUACUUACACGCAGAGCAAACUGGAUGCAGAAGGAUCUGGAAGAAAUGACUCCUUUACACUUGACCACCCGACACAAGAGCCCUAAAUGUUUGGCACUUCUGCUGAAGUUUAUGGCACCAGGAGAAGUGGAUACACAGGAUAAAAACAAGCAAACAGCUCUGCAUUGGAGCGCCUACUACAAUAACCCUGAGCACGUGAAGCUGCUCAUCAAGCAUGAUUCUAACAUUGGAAUUCCUGAUGUCGAAGGCAAGAUCCCACUUCACUGGGCAGCCAACCACAAAGAUCCAAGUGCUGUUCAUACAGUGAGAUGCAUUCUGGAUGCUGCUCCAACAGAGUCUUUACUGAACUGGCAAGACUAUGAGGGUCGAACACCUCUGCACUUUGCAGUCGCUGAUGGGAACGUGACAGUGGUUGAUGUCUUGACCUCAUAUGAAAGCUGCAAUAUAACAUCUUACGAUAACUUAUUUCGAACUCCACUUCACUGGGCAGCUUUAUUAGGACACGCACAGAUUGUCCAUCUCCUUUUAGAAAGAAAUAAGUCUGGAACCAUCCCAUCUGACAGCCAAGGAGCAACACCCUUGCACUAUGCAGCUCAGAGUAACUUUGCUGAAACAGUUAAAGUGUUUCUAAAACAUCCUUCAGUAAAAGACGAUUCAGACCUUGAAGGAAGAACAUCCUUUAUGUGGGCUGCUGGGAAAGGCAGUGAUGAUGUCCUUAGGACUAUGCUGAGUUUAAAAUCUGACAUUGACAUUAACAUGGCAGACAAAUAUGGAGGUACAGCUUUACAUGCUGCUGCCCUUUCUGGCCAUGUCAGCACUGUGAAGUUGUUACUGGAAAAUAAUGCUCAAGUAGAUGCUACUGAUGUCAUGAAACAUACUCCACUUUUCCGAGCCUGUGAAAUGGGACACAAAGAUGUGAUUCAGACACUCAUCAAAGGUGGAGCAAGGGUAGAUCUAGUCGACCAAGAUGGACAUUCUCUUCUACACUGGGCAGCGCUGGGAGGAAAUGCUGAUGUUUGCCAGAUAUUGAUAGAAAAUAAGAUCAACCCAAAUGUGCAGGAUGACGCAGGAAGAACCCCACUGCAGUGCGCUGCGUAUGGGGGAUAUAUCAACUGCAUGGCCGUGCUCAUGGAAAACCAUGCAGACCCUAACAUUCAAGACAAAGAGGGAAGAACAGCUUUGCACUGGUCCUGUAACAAUGGAUACCUUGAUGCCAUUAAAUUACUACUAGACUUUGCUGCUUUCCCUAAUCAAAUGGAAAACAACGAAGAGAGGUACACUCCCCUCGAUUACGCUUUGCUUGGUGAGCGCCACGAAGUGAUCCAGUUCAUGUUGGAGCACGGCGCCCUGUCCAUCGCAGCCAUACAGGACAUCGCUGCCUUCAAAAUCCAGGCUGUCUACAAAGGCUACAAGGUCAGAAAAGCUUUCCGAGACCGGAAAAACCUCCUCAUGAAGCACGAACAGUUGAGAAAAGAUGCUGCUGCCAAGAAACGAGAAGAAGAAAACAAGCGAAGAGAGGCAGAACAGCAAAAGGGAAGGCUGAGCCCAGAUUCCUGCAGGCCCCAAGCUCCUCCCUGUCUGCCCAGCACCCAGGCUGAGCCCCACAGGCAGAGCUGGGCCCCUAGCAAACAGCCUCCCUGUAGCGACAAGGCCCAGGGUCCUGAGCAGAAAGCCUGUAGACGGUCUCCAGGCAGAGGGUCUCCAAGCAGAGCCCCCCAGAAGGAGCAGCAUCUCUCCCCAGACUUGCAGAGAACAGACCCCAGAAAACCAAACGAAAUAUCCAGAGAACCUUCCAAAGGCCGAUCUGCCUGUGUCCACUUCAGCCCCAGCGAAGGCAGUGAUGGAAACAGACAUCCAGGAGUCUCCUCUGUUGAGAAGUCCAGAGGUGAGACAGCUGGCGAGCAGCAGUGUGGCAAGGGGAAAGGCUCCUUGAAGCAGCCCCCCUGUGUCAGGGGGGCUGGGCCUGAUGAGGAAAGAGAGGACCCCAGUCGGGCAGCUGCAAGCCUUCCGCAGCAGGAUGGCCACUGGAAGCCCAGCCGGCGGCAGGAUGCAGCACCCAAGGCCAAACGUGCCUCUCAGAAAAGGCGCAGCCAGGAGCUCAGAGGAGGAAGGCGCUCCCCGGCUGGGUCCAGCCGGCCUGGCAGUGCCAAGGGGGAGGCGGUCCAUGCUGGGCAGAGUCCUCUCCACCACCGGACGCCAAGAAACACAGUGACGCAGGACAAGCUCGCAGGAGGGACCUACCCAGAUUUGCCACCGAGCGCAGAGGUGUUGAGGUCAGGAGUCAGGAAGCUGGGGACAUCCACCCUGUCCGAGGACGCUCAGCUAUCUAAGGAGACUGAUCUGGCACCUGGUCCCCUCUCUGGGCAGCGUGUGAAUAUUGACCUUCUCCCUGUAGAGCUGCGGCUGCAGAUAAUCCAGAGAGAAAGAAGCAGGAAAGAGCUGUUUCGCAGAAAGAACAAGGCUGCGGCGGUCAUCCAGCGGGCCUGGAGAAGCUACCAGCUCAGAAAGCACCUGACCCACCUUCUGCAUAUGAAGCAGGUUGGAACCAGAGAUACAGACAGAUGGAACCGAGAGUGCAUGGUUUUGAUCCUCCAGGUUUGGAGGAAGGAACUGGAACUGAAACCCCCAAAGACCAUGGCAGUAAGCAGGACCACCAAGAGUCCACACAAGGGCAGCUCGGGCAUCAAGCCCACCAGGCACUCGGUGCUCAAGCAAAUCUAUGGUUCUCAAGAAGGGAAAGUACGUCAGCCCACAAGAUCUUCAAAAGCCCAUUCUGUGCUGGGUCUCAACUCAGUGAGCAACUUGCAGUGUAUACACCUCCUUGAGAACAGUGGAAGAGCAAAGAAUUUUUCUUAUAACCUGCAAUCAGCUAACCCAUCAAGAAACAAGACAAAGCUUUGACUGCCUGUGGAGGAAGACUGUGCCCAGAGGGGCUCCAAUACCUAGUACAGAGUUCAAGUUCUCUGAUUAGCCUCUGCACUUUGGAAUGACUUUAGCAUACCCAUGCCCAAAGCCUUAUUAGCCUGAAAAUGUGGUUAACGACUGAAAGAAAUGUUUUCUUUCUGCUCUUACACAGCACUGUUUUGUAAAUUCCUAGCCUGCACUGAAAGGGCCAGGAUAGACUAUACCUGUGCAAAACUGCCUGUCUGCCUCCACGUCAGUCAGUGUGGCUGGAAAAGAGAAUUUCUAAUAACAGUGAAGUCUAAGUAAAAGAAAGAAAGUGAGCACUAAAGAUGCUGCUGCGUUGGGAUUUCUCCCCACCCGCUGGUAAAAGCCUGGUUUGUUGGCUCCAGUGAAGAACCUAAAUGAGAUGGGGAGGAGCCUGUCCCACAGCAGCUGCCUUCAGUUCACUACUUUUCUGGAAUCUAAUGCAAUGGACUUCAUUACAGACACGACAUCCUGUCAUUCCAACAACAUCAGUUUUAAUUUUUAGACCAGAGUUAUGACCCAGUGUUUGCUUUUAGAAACUGUCAGACUCUGUUACCUGCUUACAUUUUACAGUUCCCGUGUCAGCUUCCGGAGGCUACAGGCUGCUGCCACGUCCUCUCUGUGAGCGCUGUUCCUUCUGCUGAGCACCAGCAGCAGUGCCACAGCACCAAGACCUCAGUCAGGCAGGUCUACAGACCAGACCAUUCAGGCACAGGGUGCCAACUGAGGCCUUAACCUUCCACGUGUGCUUUCUGCCUAACCUGCAGAGGUGAGCAAUCUUGUCAAAACGCUGUUCCUCUAGCACAGGAAACUGUGCUAACUAUGCAUUCUAACUCUCUAAGAACACCUGGUUUAAAUAAAAUCCAGUGAUUAUGGGCUUUUUCACAUUUUUUAAGGGCAAAGCUACUAGGAAUGUAGACAGGCAGAAACAGUAGCAUAUUAGGCUCACAAAUAUUCCUAGGACUGCUUCCACUUUAAGAUUACUGCCACCCCUGUCCUGACAGUAAGAGAUUGGAAGCAAUAAAGCGUUCAUUACCUGGACUUCACUUUCUAAGUUAUCCAGCUCAGACCAAGCACCAUCAGGUAUAGGAAAACCCACAUCAACGGGAGCACUGUCUUGAAAUCUUGCUAGAGAUCCUUUGUAAACAAUGCAACUCCACAGUGAGAAGAAACCACUCCCAAAGAAAACCAAACCAAAAACUAGUUUGUUGCUGUCUGAAUGAACUGAGGCAGAGAACACAAAGAAUGGGGUUUGUCUAGAUGGGACCACAAAGAUUCAGCUGAUUUCUUAGUGUACAGUAGAAGGUACCAUAUCAUCACUCUGUACUUUAUACAUACUUAGCUAUGAAAUAUAAAAUACCUGUAACCACAUAUCACAUGCUAGCUCAGGAAGCCAGCCUGUGCAUCAGCGGAAACUCCCAAGCAGUAUUUUCCUAUUUCAGUGCAAAGGACAGUUCAUAAGCAAUUUCUUUAAAAGUUCAGCUUUAAUGACAAACAUUUAUUACAUCAGUCUCUCUUCAAAAUUAGAUGUGAAUAAACAAUUUCAAAUAGAGGUACCACAGUGACUUUUCAAUACACUGUACUCAAUGCGCUGGGUCCCUGGGGAUGCCCAGUGAUGUACACGUUGAAGCAAUAAUGUAAGUCUGUGAGCCACUGCUCCUGAACACCUCCACUCUUCAAUGUCUGCAGAGAAAAACAAGAGUAAUAUGAGAGUUGUACCAAAA